Messenger RNA from Aedes albopictus (Asian tiger mosquito), 2320 nucleotides. RefSeq lists its product as uncharacterized. The coding region runs from base 638 to 2092 and encodes 484 amino acids. NCBI's taxonomy places the organism in Eukaryota, Metazoa, Arthropoda, Insecta, Diptera, Culicidae. The record is from RefSeq and is a predicted model, not a curated record. The transcript has 2 exons.
UUCGUGUGAGACAGUCGCAACUUUUCGUUCGUCCGGUUUGUCUCCAGAUAUUCCCAGUUCGGUAGCUAAUUUCCAAAGCGCUAGUUUUCCGAGUGAUCAAGUGUUUAAGUGGUUAUCCCUAGUGGGACGCGUGCGGUUGGCUAGGCCACUAUUUUUGCCGCAAAAGUUCAGUUAGUUUGAGAAAAUUUCACGUUUUUAUUGUAUCACGUGGCGGAUUGACCGAUUAUCGAGCACAGCAGUGCAGCACCCCCCGCAUACCUCGCCGCUCGCGCGGCCGUGAUCGGGUUCUUCCAGUGAGUACCCAAGCUCAUCGUCGUCGACAGCAGCAGCCCACCGAGAGAAGAGCAGAGAGCGUGACGGGCGCUCAGGAGCAGCUCGCCUCCUCCCAGUGCGGGCGAUCCGAUCGCUGUCGUCGUCGAGCCUGUGGCUAUACAGAGUGCACAAAGAUAAGUACAUAAAGUUACCCUUCGUUGUUCCCCCUCUCCACUGACUCUUUGAUUAGAUUUAAUUUGGUAUAUAGGCAUUUUUUUUCUCACUUUUCCUGUAGCGUUAUUUUUGUCCCUUGUUUUUCGAUUAUUUCUCGUCCCCGUGAUAGUGUUAAUUUUUGAGUGCCCCGUGGUGGUAGUUAGCUACCACAAUGGGCGAUGAUGAAGAUGGCGGGGGUACGUCGUACCGCAUCAACGAAGCUACAUUAUUGGCAUCGGAUUGCUCGAGCCAACAUGGCGAUGUAAAUGCUAAUCCCUUUGUCUCCCUUCACCCUGACGCUUCUGCAAUGGACACCAACAGUAAAUCUGUUUCGACGUCCCCCCGCCUCAAGGCCUACCCUCCCGACUUUGGCGGGCCAUAUGUUGUUUUCUUCCGACCCAAAGGCAAACGUUUGAACACCGUUCAGAUUAGCAAGGACUUGACAAAGCGGUUUUCUUCUGUUAUCGCCAUUGACAUGGUUGGUACAGGAAAGCUUCGGGUUUCGGUUGGUGACCGAAAGCAGGCUAAUGAGAUUGUGGCCUAUGAGCUCUUCACACUUGAAUAUUUCGUUUACAUUCCAAGCCAUCAGGUCGAGAUCUCGGGGAAGGUCGCCGAAGGAUCUUUGACCUGCGAAACGAUCAUGCAAGGCUGUGGUCGCUUCAAGAACCCUUCUCUUCCUCCUGUCCAGAUACUGGACUGCCGGCAACUGCAUUCGGUCUGCCAGGAGGGCGAGAAAAAGGUUUACACACCAUCGGAUGAGUUUUGUGUGACCUUCUCCGGAUCAGCAUUACCAGACCUGCUGGUGAUUGGCAAACUUCGGCUACCUGUGCGGCUGUAUGUACCAAAGGUUAUGAACUGCACCAAUUGCAAGCAGCUGGGCCACACUGCCCAGUACUGCGGCAACAAACCUCGCUGUGCAACAUGCGGGGAGAGACAUGUGGACGGUGCGUGUAAAACGCCGCCCAAGUGUGUUUAUUGUGGCAGUGACCGUCCACAUGAUCUCAAUGUCUGCCCGAAGUACAUACAGCAAAAACAACAUCAAAAACGGUCGUUGCAGCAGCGUUCAAGGCGAAGCUACGCCGAGAUGCUGAAGAAAGCUGCUCCGGUCGUUGAAUCACGCAACAUCUACUUGUCUUUGUCUCUCGAUGAUCAGGGCUCUGACUCUGAGGUUGGAGACGGGGUUCCCUUUGUUUUCAAAGGUGAAACGAGGAAACGGAUGAGGCUCCAGAGACCAACCAAAAAACCUCGGAAUCUGCCUAGCAGUGACCCCCAACCCACCGUGACAAAUUCUAGGAGUGUUAAGAAAGGCACCAAACGUUCACCUCCUGGAUUCAAAAUCCAAGAUGAACGGGACUUUCCUUCGCUCCCAGGAACAUCAAAAAUCCCAGAUGUUCCAAUUUUUUCGACUUCUCAGCCAGAGGGACAGCAUUCAGAGAACCAGGAACAACCCCUUGGUGCUCCGAUGUUUACGCUGUCUGGCAUCGUAGACAUCAUUCUGAACUUCUUCAAUGCUCCCGACUCAGUGAAGAACAUUAUUAAAGGACUUCUUCCUUGUGUGUCUCCUCUUUUGAAGCAGCUGGCUUCUAAAAUGCCUCUUCUUGCGACAAUCGUAUCUUUCGAUGGCUAAUUUAACCACCGAGGUCGAAGAUAUGAUUUCUGUGCUACACUGGAACUGUCGUAGUAUAGUACCGAAAUUAGACGUUUUUAAAUUUUUACUUAGCAAUUUACAAUGCGAUGUUUUUGCGCUCUCCGAAACAUGGCUGACACCUGAUGUGACCCUACCUUUUACCGAUUUCAAUAUCAUCCGCCUUGAUCGAUCCGACUCGUAUGGAGGGGUGCUUUUAGGGAUCAAAAA